AUGGACUCAAUUGAGCAAGAGUCGGAACCGGCUUUUAGAGAGUUGGCGGCUGAGAGUUACCUGGACUCUGAAACAGAUCCACCCCUUGACUUUGACGCGACUUUCCAUGAGAGUAAGUACCAACAGCUUCUUAGGGAUCGUGAUGAGCUGCGUUUUCGAUACAAGCGUGAAAAGAGGGACAGAGAAUCUCUUGAGAUAAAGUUACAUCAAGAAUUUGACCAAAAGAUACAUUUUGAAGAAAAGUUAUCCGAAGUUUCGAGAAACCUGGCGAGUUACGAGGAAGAGCUUCAGUCACUGCGCCUUGAGAAUAGCCAUCUGAAAGCGCAGUUUAGCCAACUAAGAACAGCCAUCCAGACAAGAGUGAAUUUGGGCACCGCAGCGGUGAUGCAAAGUGGAUCGGAGAGGGCAUCUUUAGGUACUGGCGGCGGCAUCUUUCUGUCUAGUUCCUCUGCUGAAGGUUCCUUCUCGGUGAGCAAUGAGAUGUAUAAGCAAGAAGUAGCCUUACUGGCCCACGAAAACGAGCUUUUUAAGCAAAUUAUCGAUGUAAUAGAUAAACAGGACUACAGCAAAGCUAUACUUGAGGAUAGACUUUCUGGAAAUCACAACGAGAAGCAGAGGUUGCUCGAGGAGGAAGUAAUAAGGCUAGAAAGGGAGAAGUUGCUGCUGGAAGAUCGCGUGAGGGAACUGGAAAGAUUCACUCAGGAACAGGAGCGUCAUCUAGAGGAAGCAAACAACAAGGCCGAAAGUGAUUUAAGGUUAUGCAAGAGAGAGAAUAAGGUGUUAGAAAAUGAGCUUUACUCGAAGUCUACUGUUGUGGAAGACUACGAAUUUCAAAUGUCACAGAUGAAGCAGGCGUAUGAAGAAGAAAUUCAUCAGGUCGAGAUCAAGCUUGAAAUGGAGAUCAGCAGCAACAAACAACUUCAGGAACAAACUCAUCAAUUAGAGGAAAAUAUCCGUAAAAUUGAGGAAGAAAGAAAGGAAAUUCUCCUUAAAAUCGAAGAAGCCUACAAAAGUGAAAAUGAUAUUAUUGACGAAAGAAAUACCCUUCAGGAGACUUACUCACGAGAUGUCAAUGAGUUGCGUAUGAAUAUUGAAGAAGAAAUCCAAACGAAAGCGGAAUUGUCGAUGGAAAUAGAACGACUAAUGGCAGAAUUACUAGAAUCUGACAGACAAAGAAAGGAAAUGGAGGACAGAUUCUUUCGUGAAGCUCAAGAACUUAAACUUCGGUUUGAGAAGGAAAGAGAAGAAAUUGUCUCUUACGUCAAUGGAUCAGCUGUCAAUCAGUUUAUGAUUCCAACAAACUUGUUACAGCAAACGCACACCGCAUCAUCUCAACUUGUUUCCGGUGGACAGGGACAACUUUCAACGCAAGAAGAUGGAAAACAGAAACUCGAAGAAGAAAUUCGAAAGAAAGAGAGGCUCGAAAAAGAAAACAAGAAACUCCUGUACCAGAUUAAUGAAUUGCUUGAGCAAAACGUCACUAAUGGAAUGUCUACAACUCGUCUAAAGGACAGGAUGACCGCAACGUCUCAGACGUCGGGUAGCAAGCAAAAUUUGAAAGAGCUGAUGGACGAAAUAGAAGAACUGAGAGAAACCUGCCAAAUAUUGGAACAAGAAGUUAAGAAAAAGAAGGAAGUAGAAAAUAAAAACAUGGAACUGUCAGAGAAGAUCGAAGAGCUAACGUCUAAACAAGAUGAAAUGAUCCGUAAGCAGAGAGAAUUAGUGAAGGAGCUGGACAAUUCGUUGUCAUCUGUGCGGCAGGUAGAGGAUAAGAACAAGCGACUGACAGACGACGUAGGGAGUCUCUCGAGGAAAAUAAGAGAAAUGGAGGAAAACUUUAGAAAUGAAAAGGAAGACUGGAUAAGAAAUUUCAGUAAGGACAAGACGUCACAAAUAAACGAUAUCUUGAGUGAAAAGGAAAUACUCGAGAAAAAGCAUAACGAGCAGGUGAAAGUUAACAGAAACAUGGAGGCCGAGAUCAAUUCCCUGGAGACGAGGAUUUAUGACUUAGAGAGGAAUAACAAACGUCUAGAGAGGAAGAAGAGUGAAAUAACGGCUCAGCUAACGGAGGAAAUCAAUUUUGAGAGAAACAGAGCUAAAAGUGUUAAAGAGGAGCUCGACAAGAGCGUUGAGAUAUUUAAGAAGCAGACGGAGCAACUGGAGAGCACUUUGUAUGACAGGAAGAAGAAAUAUGAUGAGGAGAUCAGGACCUUGGAGGAAGAGAAACAGCGAAUCCGAAACGAGUUUGACAAUGAAAAGGAGAUGUACAGGCGGCGCUUUGAAGAGGAGAGAAAAACGAUGGAAAGAAGAAUAAAUGAAAUAGAGGAGAGAUUGAGGCAACAAAACGCGUCUCGCAACGAAUUUGUAGCAAAUCAGGUUUCUUUGACUUCUGACGAGUUUCUUGUCACCAACACCGUUAAUCAACCUGGAGUAGGUACAGCUUCUCAGCAAACAAUAAUCGAGUUAAAGAAAAAGAUAGAUACUCUUACAUCUGAGAAAAAAGAAUUGCAAGAGAACCUUUAUGAUACAGAGAGGAGGUACAGUCGAAAAUUUGAUGAUAUGGAAUGCGACAGUGAUCAGAAGAUUAAGAAAUUGAGGAGUGAGAUUGAAGAAGAGUAUAGAAUAAAAUUACAUGACUAUGAAAGACAAGUCGACAAUCUUAGGAAGAGCGAUUCGUGUCAAAGAGAUUCAAAAGAUCAGUUGGCAUAUCAAGAUGGAGUUGGAAGUAUGGCUGAUCUGGUUAAAGAUCACAAAGAUCAGAUGGACGAGUUGAGAAGGCAAAUCAAGAUUCAAUUGGACGCCUUUGAAAGUGAGAAACAAAUCUUUAAAUUGGAGCUACUAAACACUACGCGAAUUAAGGAUGGCGAGCACAAAUGUCUUCAAAACAACGUCCAAAAACUGACAGAAGAAGUGAAGAAGCUGAGACACGAAAAAGAGACCCUACUGAACAAACUUAGAAAGGAGAGAGGAAGCAACAACAGCAGAAUCAAAGAGCUGUCAGAGGCCGUGACGAAAGUUCGUGAAGAGUGCGAUGUAAGACUUCGAAAAGAAAGAGAAAGUACCCAGAAGUCCAUGAACGAACUUAGGAGGAAGCUCUCUGUUUCUGAAAACAAAACACGAAGCCUAGAGGAAAAGCAUCUGAGAGAAUUACAUCAACUGGAGGUUAAAUUCGAGUAUAAGAAAUCAGAGUUGGAACAGGAUACGACGAGCAUGGAAGGUCAGUUAAGGGAAAGUCUCCAGAUGGAAUAUCGAGUUGCUCUGGACAAAGAAAGGGAGAAAUACGAGGAGACUUUGCGCGUAUUGAGAAAAGAGAUUACAUUCCUGCAGGAGCAGCGAAAGCAGAUUCAGCUCAAGCUUUCUGAACAGGGAAUACAUAGCACCUACAGCCUACUUCUCACCAAAGACAUUCCUGCGAAUAAGGGGUCACUUUUUAAAACCGAGUGGGAUUUGGAAAUGAGAGCUUCACGUGGAAAGAUGGAAGUCACAAUCCAGGAUCUCGAGCGAGAGAUAGAAUUCUUGCGAAAAGAGAAAUACGAUUUAAAAACGAAUUACAAACAAGAAAGAGCCCAGAUGCAGGAGGAAUUUGAUAGAGAAAGGGAUCGCCUGGAGGAGAAAUACAAAAGACAAAUUGAAGAUCUUAAAAGAAAACUACAGACAACUACUUUACAUAUGAAAUCGACGAUGUUCGUGGACAAAAAAAUGGUGAGUUUAGCAUUACGCCGAUACUCUACCAGUGUAACUGAAUCUCUACAUGACAAGAACUUAACCUUAGAUGCGAAGAGAAGUUCGUUAGAGAGCCAGAUGAAUUUUCUUAAGGGGAGAAUGGAUGACAUUGAAGAACGUCAAACGCGAGCCCUCCAAUCAAAAUCAAGGAAGGCCACCAAUGUGAGGUUUUCCACAAGUCUGGAGAGAGGCCGUGAUCUUGGCCGUCAGUCUAAAAGGCUCUCGUCAUCAAUGUUAGACCUGAGCUCGAGUUCUUUACAGCAAAGGGAAAAAUCUGGAACUCCCAGAAUUGUCUCCGGUUCUCAAAAAACAGCAAGGUCGAAUCGAGAGACUAAAGAUAGCAGGUCCUUUUUGAGCCAACCACUACAUGACGUGCGAACUUUAGGGCAGGGUUCUUAUACAAGAGGUGAUCAGUACCUAGCCAGUCGUGGUCAUGGUAUUGGAGGUUCUUCUUCCACAGUAUCAACUCUCCAAGGUGGUCGUAAGUCUCGCGCACCUUCCUCGUUUUUUCAUGCGAGAUCAUUGAGUAGUGGGUUUGACGCUACACGCAGUAGCAGUCUUUUACAGCCAGAAAGUACUUUUCGCCGUGACCAGUUGUUUCUACCGUCCGUUGGAAUCUUAGGUGGCCUCUCCCAAGCAAGGGAAUUUGGGGCACUCGGGGGAUCAACGUUUGAUGGCUUUGGCAGUGUGAGUGGAUUGAAUUUAAGAUUUGGUUUUCAACGGGUGAUGUCAGGUCCAUCUGUUUAUGGCCUAGGUGUAGCAUCUGGCUUUUAUGGCGGCUUGCAUCAUUCCGCCAGUCUUGGCAACCUUCAUCAGCAACUCUCAUCACAAACUACAGAAAGUUCGUCGCGACAAGCGCCCAUGGAGAUUAGUGGUAAGGUUGACGAUAAAAAGGCGUCCGAUGACACUCCGCGUCAAGUUGUAUCUUCUGAGGAAGCCAAGGCGUUUGAAGAAAGAAACACCUCUCAUUCAACGGCUGUGCCCGAGAAUGACUCAGGUAAUGGGCACUCGCAGGAAAUCCCAUGCGUAAAUGAAUCAGCUGAUGGCGAAUCAACCGCUCUCCCUGAGAAUGACUUAGCCAUUGACCAGCCGCAGGAAAUGCCAUGUGUACUUCAACCCGCUGAGGACCAAGAAGCUGCCCAACAACAAGUGACCGGGUCACUUAUUCCACAAGCUGAAGAAAAUUCUCCAGAAAACAAAGCUCUCACACAAAGCGAGGUUUACAACAUCAUCAUGGGAAUGGCCAAGAAAUCAUGCGCUCUCGAUCCAAUUCCGACACCUUUACUUGUUAAAUCUAUCGAUGUUCUUUUACCAGUUACAACUAAAACAAUCAAUCUUUCACUUCAAAGCGGUUAUUUUCCUCCAGUAUGGAAAGAAGCUCUUGUUCUACCAAUUCUGAAAAAAGCCAAUCUUGCUCUUGUUUAUAAGAAUUACCGGCCUGUGAGUAAUCUUUCGUUCAUCUCAAAAGUAAUCGAACGAGCUGUGUUUCUACAAGUUGAUAAUUAUAUGAAGAGGAACGAUCUUUAUCCGUCUAUACAAUCUGCCUGUUGGAGGAACCACAGCACGGAAACAGCUCUUCUAAAAGUGAAAAAUGAUAUUCUACUUGACAUGAAUUCUCAGCAAACAGUCCUUCUCGUGUUAUUAGACUUAAGUGCCGCUUUCGACACAGUUGAUUACAAUGUACGUGUACGUAAGCUUCAAUUUUCGUUUGGAAUUACUGGUACACCACUUGAAUGGUUCUCUUCUUAUCUGACGGCACGUCGACAACGCAUUUCCAUCUGUGGUACCUUAUCUGAUAGUUUCGGUCUGGACUGGGCGUUCCGCAAGGUUCCCGUCUUGGUCCUUUAUUGUACAUAAUUUA
Molecule: messenger RNA, 5584 nt
Organism: Stylophora pistillata
Lineage: Eukaryota; Metazoa; Cnidaria; Anthozoa; Scleractinia; Pocilloporidae
Cellular component (GO): cytoplasm; myosin filament; myosin II complex
Molecular function (GO): actin filament binding; microfilament motor activity
Source: RefSeq, a predicted model, not a curated record